This is a messenger RNA of Plenodomus lingam JN3, 861 nucleotides long. RefSeq lists its product as uncharacterized. The record is from RefSeq and is a predicted model, not a curated record. Lineage: Eukaryota; Fungi; Ascomycota; Dothideomycetes; Pleosporales; Leptosphaeriaceae.
AUGCCUCCAACAAGCGUCGAUCCCCUACCUGCCUACAUGGAGUCCCAAGACCGGUAUGCCCUUCCGCCAGAGACAAGAGGAUCUGGAUGCAAGGUUGCCAUGAAUCGGUACAAGUACAGUAUGCGUCGUCUGGAUCGACGCAAUCUUACCACAUGUGGUCACCACACUGCAUCCCCUCUCCCCCCUCCCCUCCGCAACAUCACAGCUAGUGCUACGACGGCCGCGGAUCAGCUUGGAGUUGGAGGUAUUUGGUGUGCUCGAUGCCGGACCCGCAGUUUGCAAGCGCAGGAUAUCCCAAAAAGUGCAGUCAAAGACAAACUCCACCACCCCGAGUGGGAAGCUGGAGGAGAAGUCGUCGGGUUAGGUAGCAAGGCGAGCGAGCAUAACCACCUCGGGAGGAACAGCGGCGAACAGCCAGGCUGGUGCUGGACCGACGGAGCCAACGUCAGUGCCGCGCGCCCCCCGCAGAUGGCUCCAGAGCUAGAGAACCCCGAAUUGCCGCUCAUGUCGCAGCUAGACUGCGCUGGAGAGGAGGAGGACUGGCAAAGGCAGCUCUGGGGACGCACAGCAUUAUCACUGCCUCGAGAUGAAUACAAUACAGUGGCCACUGACCAAUGCAACUCGCCCUCUGCAAGGCCAAUUACCAGAUACCAAACAUCAUCGCCAGAUAGCAACAGUCCCCCGCCUGUUCAAUUUCAAUGGGUAAUGAGGAAACCGCCCGUCUCCACUUCACAGCCUGUUGUUUGCAAUCGGCAUCGAUGCUGCGUCAGUUGCGCAGCUGAUUGGAUGGCGGGCGGACGCCUCGAUGCGCAAGCUGUGGCCCGCAUCGCUUCGGUUCCGCACUGUUUGACCGAGGCGUGA